AUGGAGAGCGAGAGUGUGGCCCUACCUCCCACGCGGGUCGACCUGCAAGCACGGGACGGCAGCCCCGCGUUGCCGCCACCGCCGCCGGCCAACCUGCGCGGGUUCCUGAAGAAGCAGGGUCCGGGCUUCUCCUCCAAGUGGCAGCUGCGGUGGUUCGAGCAGAAGGGCAACCGCCUGUACUACUACAAGCCCUCGUCCCUCUCCUUCUCCAUCACCUCCGCCGACCUGGGCGAUGCCGACGCCGGCGACCUCGACCUGACGAUCGACGACAACGACAACAGCAACCCGUCGUCGCCUUCGAUGUCGUCGCCCAGAGCCACGUCGCCGCCGACGCGGUCGCUGUCAGAGCCGCGGUUUAGAAAGUCAGGCGGCGGCAUCAACGUGUCGUCGGGCCGCGGCAUGAAAGAGAUCGCAGAGAGCGACAAGAAGAAGCAGAAGAAAGAGAAGAAAGAGAAGAAGAACAAGAUCAAGAAAGAAGAGAAUGGCGCGGGGAAGGCAGAUGGCGAUGACAGUGAUGAUGUCGGUGAUGAUGAGAAUGGCAACCAUGCUGAUGGUGGUGGUGGUGGUGAUGAUGACGGUGAUGAGGAGCAGCCGCCGAUGCCGAAUCCGCGCGGGUUCAUCGAGCUGCGGAAGGUGUCGGCGAUCGCGGGGCGCGCGAACGACAUCAACGCGGCGAAGAACCUCGAGAAGUACCACUUCUACUUCGACCUCUACACCGCCGAGCGCGUCUUCCGCCUCGCCGCCUCCACCGAAGAGCACUAUCUGUACUGGAACGAGGGCCUGAAGAGGUGGAAGCGCCACACGUCGUCUUUGCUGCCUCCGCUGCAGUUGACGCCUCCACUCUCGGCUUCGCCCGGCAUCCCCUCCUCCUUUGGGUCCGACACUUCCACAUCUUCUUCAUCAUCGUCACCCUCCUCCUCUUCAUCGUCGUCAUCGUCAUCGUCUUCGUCUUCGCUCUCCACAUCGUCGUCGUCGCUCUCUGUGGGACUUCUGGCCCCGUCUCCCAACUCGCCCCUGCCACCUACCCUCGUCGUCGCUGUCAUCGUCGCUCUCGCCCAUCGGCUCGCCGACCUGUCCCUCGACGCCAGGGACGAGCCCGAUUGGACGCGGAAGAACACCAAGUUUGGUUACACCUCCAUGCGGGAGGACAGGGCCUCGUCCCACCGGCGCGGGUUGGGCCUCGGGUCGAUGGGAUCGGGCAGGCCGCUGGCGGCGGCGGCGGAGGACAAGCAGCUGCGUCGCGGCCGCUCCGUCCGCAGCACGCGCGACUUUAUGCUGCGGACGCAGCCUCUGCCGUCGUCGGCCUCGGCCUUAUCGUCGGCGUCCAUGCCCUCCCUCCCGCUCCUCGCCCCGGCGGCCAGCGACGAUCGAAGCCGCGAACUGCUCCUCGAGCGCGAGAAGGACCUCCAGGAGCUCCUCGCCCUCAAGUUGAAGGAGGAGCUGGCGCGCCGAGGUGGAGCCGGCGCGGGCCUCGAACUCGAGCGACGCGGUGCUCACCCAGCGCAAGGCGACCAACUUCAUCGGCACCCGCGGCGGCCCGGCCCCAAUGCCGACGACGCCGACGCCGACGCCCGACGCGGCGGCUCUCAGGAUCGCGUCGGAGGCGGCGCGGCGGCUGGCGGACGAGCUGGCCCGGGAGCGGAGCGAGGCCUGCAGUGGCGCAUCGCGGCCAAGGAGACCGAGCUGGCCCUCAAGCAGGAGCUGCUCGAGCGCGAGAUGGUCAUCAAGCACCUCCACUUCGUCAUCGACGACCUCGACAAGCAGCAGCAGCAGCAGCAGCAAGAUGUCGACAACGCCAACAACAGCGGCGAUGUCGACACUGUCGCUACUGUCGACGAGCCCGUGGCCGCGGUUGUCGACAGUGUUGACGACUCGAUGGUGGCGGCCGCGGCGGUCGCGGCGACUGGGAAGGAGUGGGGCCGGGAGAGCAGGCGGCGGGAGAAGAAGGAGGAGAAGGAGGAGCGCGAGCGCGAGAAGCGGGAGCAGAGGGAGCAGCGCGAGCGCGAGAAGCGGGAACACCGCGCGUCGCUGGGCGGAAGCGGUAGCGGGAGUGGUAAGGCCGGGCGAAAGAAGGAGAGCAAGGCCACCUACGAGGAGGCGCGCAGGCAGCUCGAGCAGGAGCGCAAGGAGCAUCGCCUCGCCUCCAAUUUUCUGCGAUCACAGUGCGAGCUGUUGGAGGCGCAAAAGGUGGCGGCGGAGGAGAGCUUCGCGCAGUUGCGGCAGACCCUGGAGAAGGAAAUCGUCGACGCGCGCACCCGGUGCCUCGAACUCGAGAGACUCCGCUUCGCUCCCGAGGAGGUCGGGGACAGCCGCCUGGGGCACUUACGCCACCACACAGGGCCGGCCGCACUCUCCCACCGACCGUCGGCCGACGCCGGCGCCGACUGA
This is a messenger RNA of Acanthamoeba castellanii str. Neff, 2388 nucleotides long. Its product is annotated as PH domain containing protein. Bases 1 to 2388 code for a protein of 795 amino acids. Lineage: Eukaryota; Discosea; Longamoebia; Acanthamoebidae. The record is from RefSeq and is a predicted model, not a curated record. The transcript is spliced from 11 exons.